GAGGGCCGGGCCGGCCGGCCGGGGAGUGCGGGUCCGUUCUGCGCGCGCUGCCAGCCGAGGCUCCCGCCGCCGUGACCCGCGCUCCGCCCGCCGCCGGGCUGGGACCUUGAUAGCUAAUGUCAGAAGAAAGUGACUCUCUGAGAACCAGCCCCUCUGUGGCCUCACUCUCUGAAAAUGAGCUGCCACUGCCACCACCGGAACCUCCUGGCUACGUGUGCUCCCUGACAGAAGACUUGGUCACCAAAGCCAGGGAAGAGCUUCAGGAGAAGCCAGAGUGGAGGCUGCGGGAUGUGCAGGCUCUUCGGGACAUGGUGCAGAAGGAGUACCCACACCUGAGUACGUCGCUGGACGAUGCCUUCCUGUUGCGCUUUCUGAGGGCCCGAAAGUUUGAUUAUGACCGGGCCUUGCAACUGCUGGUCAACUACCACAGCUGCAGGCGGAGCUGGCCAGAGGUCUUUAGCAACCUGAGGCCGUCAGCCCUGAAAGAUGUUCUCAACUCUGGAUUCCUUACAGUGCUGCCCGACACGGACCCCAGGGGCUGCCAUGUCCUCUGCAUCCGACCAGACAGAUGGAUACCAAGCAGCUACCCAAUUACCGAGAAUAUUCGAGCCGUAUACUUGACAUUAGAAAAACUCAUUCAGUCCGAGGAGACCCAGGUGAAUGGGAUUGUGAUCCUUGCCGACUACAAGGGAGUGAGCUUAUCAAAAGCAUCUCAUUUUGGACCUUUUAUAGCCAAAAAGGUGAUUGGCAUCCUUCAGGAUGGCUUCCCCAUUCGGAUAAAAGCAGUUCACAUAGUGAAUGAACCUCGGAUAUUUAAGGGCAUUUUCGCCAUCAUAAAACCAUUUCUGAAGGAGAAAAUUGCUAACAGGUUCUUCCUCCAUGGGUCUGACCUGAACUCUCUCCACACAAACCUGCCAAGGAAUAUCCUCCCCAAGGAGUAUGGGGGCACAGCUGGAGAGCUGGACACUGCCUCCUGGAACGCCGUGCUGCUGGCCUCGGAGGAGGAUUUUGUGAAAGAGUUCUGUCAGCCCGUGCCUGCCUGCGACAGUCUCCUGGGCCAGCCCCUGCUUCCUGAAGGGCUGAUCUCAGAUGCGCAGUGCGAUGACUCCAUGCGAGCCGUGAAGUCCCAGCUCUACUCCUGCUAUUAGGCCUCUUCCGGGAGUCGCCGUGUGUGAUUCCUUCCUUCCUUAGAAAUGCACAGGCUCACAUGCCAGGACUUGCUCCUUCCUCUGCAGCAGCACGGAGCUGCCUGCAGAGAUUUAAGGAGCGCCAGUCACAAGCAGACUUUUGACUACCUGAGUUGUUCCAGGGAAGACAUGGAAAUUGCCCUGGUGUACUCUUAAGUUUGCAACUUUACUCUGGAAGCUGUAUCAAUCUGUUUCUUAUGCAUCUUGGGAAGAACUAAGGUCAAAGUCAUUCUAAAGUAACCAGGAGAAGAAAACUUGACUGAUCACAACUCUGAAACAAUUGCCAAUCCUGAAAGGUGGCCACAAGUGAGACUUUUGAGUCUCUUUCCCAUAAACCCUAGGUGUUGACCUCUUGCUCAUCAGCAGAGUUCAAGGUUCAAGCCCCAGUUGUCAUUGUUGGGCCUGGGAAGCACUGAGUGGUAAAAACCCCAGGCCUAGGUAAUACUUAAAGAACAAAUUUGGAAGCCAGAGGCUUCAAAGCAUCCCUGGGAUUCCAGGGCUAAAUCUUGCAAUAGAAACUUUUCUCAAACCCAUAAAGCCUUACCUCUGGUUCUCCAUGGAAUCAUGUAGGUCAACAUAAAAUACUGGAUUCUAGGACUGUGGCUAAAAACAUUUGGACCAGGAGUCCGGUCGUAUGACUGGACAAGACACAGGCUUCAGCUUGUCAUCUCCUAAGUGAGGCUACAUGGAAUGAGGGUCUUUAGGGCUGCUGAAGUUCUGUGAGGUUUCUGCUUGGAAAGAUGACUACCUAGAGGUGGUUGGGUCUUUUUGUUUUGUUGUAAUGUAUACAACAGGCCUUAUGUAAAGGAAUAUCAUCUGGCCCUGCCUUUAAAGAAACUAGUAUGUUCCUGGGAGUUGGUGGUGGCAACUGCCUUUGCAGAAUGAUGGGUAAACUUGAAAGGGAUGGCUCUGGUGAGGCCGACCAGAUCUUACACAAACUCCUUCCACACUGGAAGCAAGCAUACUAUAUUAGAACAGCCACAGUAAUUGCCAGAUUUGGGCUCUUUCAGUUUUUGUCCCUGGAAACAUACAGGAGCAAGCUAUUGCUGGUUCACCUGGAGGCUCUGCCUUCCCAGACACACUGGAGUGUUUGUCUAGUGUGGGAGGACCACUUGGCCAGAAUGUCAGCUCUGUAUUUGGGUAUUUUAGACACCUGACAAGGUUUCAGCCUUAACUCAAGCACUGAGUGAGGUGAUUUAUCUACUGGCUUUUGACUUGUUUCCUUUAUAUUCACUAUGUAUUAGUGUUAAGUAUGUCAAGUACCAUUGGUUGUGCAUCUCCUAGACUUUACAGCUUACACAGUGCUUGGAGAUCAAAGGUCAGUCGGUUGUUACUAAGCUGUUCCACCCUUAACAGCAUUUCCCAAAAUCUCUGCAGAAGCUCUUUACAGAAAUGUACCUUAAUAAUGCCAAUUCUGAGGGAUAUUCUUUUCACCUUAGAUGCUAAUCGUUGAUCUUUUAGGUCCUGGCUGAGCUUAAGUGCCAAUACAUCCCUCUUGACUGCCCACUGAGACAAUUUGCUGCUGAGUUUCUGCUAUUUGGUUUAGCUCCUGGCCACCUAGACAUCUGAAAAGACCCAUAUGAUGGCUCCUAGCUGCCUUGAUGGGUCUUAUAAGCUUUCUUAGGUGGUUUGGGAGAAGGCAUAAAGAAAAAAAUAAAUCCCUCAAUCCUACUAGGUUCCCUGAAUUCAAAGCAUGUCACCUGACUAGCUAGUUCUUUUGUCUCCUUGACUUAACAAAGGGACAGCCAGGCUCUUGGGGAUAAAUCUCAGAACAGAAAUGAUGCCUCUUUGCGAGGCCUUUCUGGCUAGGCCAAGAGGGAGCCAUUCCAUCAAGCCUCUAAGGCUAGCUCUGCUAUGCUCCUGCUAAUGCUUGUGAACUCUAGAGCUCCGUCUUGAUACCUCAGCUUUGAAGCAGGCAGUGAGACCAGGACCUCGUGGUACAAAAUAAAGCAACUCCUCUGUUGAGCAGCAGGGGUGAAGCAGGCCUCAGCUGAGGGAAGCACACUGGUGGAGCCAGCAAGUGAGCAAGAACCUGGGAGUAUCUGACUUUAGGCUAAGGUGCUAAACACUUCACAGCUGGAAACCCACUUUUCCUAAAUUCAAGUUCAUGUAGUAUUGGAAGAGAAUAUCAACACCCUUGAGUGCUGGACGGGGGCUUGUAUGCUAAACUCUGAAUCCUGUUCCUGACCAACUCUCUGGCUGUAAGGACACUAUACUCUGCUUGGUGCUGAAAUGUCCUAGCAUAGGAAUGUGGGAGUUUUCUUCUUCUAGUCUGCUACAGGCUUCUAGGCAAUUCAGCUUCCUAGAAAUGUACGUAGUCUGCCUUCAUGCAGGAAUACAGAUAAAAGCUACAGAAACGGCCAGAAGUGCUGGCUUCACCCCUCGGCUUUCUCCAGGCACAGGUGGAUUUGAACUGCUCAUAUUUCAUCCCAGGUUUGUUAGCAUCUCAGGUUAUGGGGCAGUUUCUUCAGAGUUGGAGGACUGCGGUCUUCCCUCUGAAUACCUGAAAUGGCUUUAUUACCUAACAGGCAAUUUGGAUAGAUGUCAUCUCAUCCUUGAGAUCAUUCAUGGAACUUGCUUUUCAGUUGGGCAGCAACAGCUACACUCAUCAAAAGUUUUCUUAGGACACCUCCUUUAGGAAGGAAAACGCUAAGUUGAUAUAAGUGUAGUUGUGCUGUGGUCAUGUCAGGCAGGAACACCAGACAUGUGGGCUGUUGGAAGACAUCUUGGUAAGGCUCAGUACUGCAGUCCCUUCACUUUGUAAACCUGCUUUCUGCUCUCCUGACUCAGAAAUGCAAGAAGCACCAUCAAAUGUUUCUUCUCAGCAGGAACUUGCUCCACAGGAAGGCCCAGUGGAAUUUGCAGUUGGAGUCACAUUUACUGGUUUGUGACCAAAUUUACUGGUUUUUAAUCACCUGGGGUCCUGUGUCUGGGCUUUCAACCUUUUCCCAUCAGGCAGUUACUGGGAGCCGCUUUGGAUUCUUGUGGAUGUGCCUCAGCUUCUUGGCAUAUUACAUAGGAACCCAACAGGUAAAAUACUUGAAACUUCUCAAUGGCCAAGACCUCCGAGACCCUCUCUGAUGGGUGGGAACUGGGCUAUUUUCCUGACCAGUCUAGGCCACCAUUUUAGUCCCUGGUCACAUUCCUUACUACAAACUGAAAUUCAGUUUGGCUUUGAGUAUAGGCACAUAUGGUAGACUCACCUACUUCAGUGUUUUGACCAAAAGUUUAUUUUUCUAGUGCAUUUUUCUAAAUGGUAAAAAUACAUAAUUUUAGUAUGCAUGACUGGGUCUCCAAAAUAAAAACCCCUGGAAAGC
Mus pahari (shrew mouse) is the source of this 4504-nucleotide messenger RNA. RefSeq names its product alpha tocopherol transfer protein like (gene Ttpal). Gene Ontology annotation, cellular component: membrane. NCBI's taxonomy places the organism in Eukaryota, Metazoa, Chordata, Mammalia, Rodentia, Muridae. Gene Ontology annotation, molecular function: phosphatidylinositol bisphosphate binding. The record is from RefSeq and is a predicted model, not a curated record. The coding region runs from base 117 to 1148 and encodes 343 amino acids. The transcript is spliced from 5 exons.